This is a messenger RNA of Paramormyrops kingsleyae, 3200 nucleotides long. RefSeq names its product small COPII coat GTPase SAR1B. Gene Ontology annotation, molecular function: GTP binding; GTPase activity. Gene Ontology annotation, biological process: intracellular protein transport. The record is from RefSeq and is a predicted model, not a curated record. Lineage: Eukaryota; Metazoa; Chordata; Actinopteri; Osteoglossiformes; Mormyridae.
GUCAGUGACGUUAUGUGCUGAGGUGGAAAAACAGACACGAUCUGCAGAUCGGGUAGUGACAGUAGUGACAGUGACAACAGUGACACCAACAGUGAUGUCAAAGUCCGGGGUACUUUUCCGGUUCCGGGGCUCAGUCUCAGUCAGCGUUCGGGGGCUAUAAGACAGCAGUACUUCUGCCAGUGCGGGGAAGGAAGCGGAGCAGCGCGUCGCUGUGUCGGGCAGGUGGGCUGGCUGACAGACGGACGGCGAAUUGCAGGGAACAGCGACAACGAUGUCAUUUAUUUUUGAUUGGAUUUAUAGAGGGUUCAGCAGUGUGCUGCAAUUUUUAGGCUUGUAUAAAAAAUCUGGGAAGCUAGUUUUUCUUGGGCUUGAUAAUGCCGGCAAAACGACACUAUUGCACAUGUUAAAGGACGACAGACUUGGACAACAUGUUCCGACAUUACAUCCAACGUCGGAGGAGUUGACAAUCGCUGGAAUGACUUUCACUACCUUUGAUUUGGGUGGUCAUGCACAAGCAAGAAGAGUUUGGAAGGAUUAUCUGCCAGCUAUACAUGGUGUGGUCUUCCUUGUGGACUGUGCGGACCACGAGCGUCUCAUGGAAUCUAAAGUUGAACUUGACGCAUUAUUAACCGAUGACACGAUCUCCAAUGUGCCAGUCCUUAUUCUGGGAAAUAAGAUUGACCGUCCAGAAGCCAUCAGUGAAGAACAACUGCGAGUUAUGUUUGGCCUUCAUGGACAGACCACUGGAAAGGGCAGCGUGUCGCUGAGAGAGCUGAACGUCAGGCCUGUGGAGGUGUUCAUGUGCAGCGUGUUGAAGAAGCAGGGAUACGGGGAUGGCUUCCGUUGGCUGGCUCAGUACAUCGACUGACCUUAAGACUGUACAGUUCUCCAUGCCGGACCGAGGUGGCUCCGUCCUUACUGCAGGGGGUGGGGGUUGUGUGGGCGACUGGUAUGAUAAGGAGGAGUGUUGAAGACCCUUGUGGGCACCCAGAUUAAGCUGUUAACUAAUACUACAUUUCUCAGUUUGCCGCUCAAAUAAUUUGUUUUCUUUUUACCGGUCUCAGGCAGGUUCAUAGUUUCUACUAUUUCAGUUUGCAGACUGUGAGCAAAAUUUAUGACACUUUAAAGGUUAGUGUGGUCAUAUAUACUCAGAGACUACUUUAUAAGGUACACAUAGCUAGUAGUUAUCUGGUAUGUCCUAAGUUACGUGCUCCAUUUGCACACCACAGUUGUACUGAAUUCUUUUUGCACUUGUGGUCUUCCUUUUACCUUUAACAGGUCUGCCCAUUCUCCUCCAGCCUCUCUCCUUAAGGUGUUUUCAGCCACAGAAAUGCCUCUGACUGGAUCUGUUUUGCUCAUCACGCCGUUCUCUGUAAACUCUGCUCUAGUGUGUGAAAAUCCCAAUUGGGCGGCUGUUUCUGAGAUGAUAAAACCAACAUCGAUCAAACCACCAACAAUUGUACCAAAUGCAAAAUCAUGUAGAUCAUGCAUCUGAGACAUUCUAAUGCUAAAGAGGUUCACUCACACAGCACCCCGCCCCACAGCGGGUGAACCUCGUGACCCUCUCUUUGUGCUGUAUGACUGCAUUUGCAGUCACGUGAUUGGCUGUUUGGAGGAGCAGGCUGUUCCUAUUAGCGGGCAGGUGUACCUAAGAAACUGACGUCUGGUUGCAUUAAUUGUUUAUUGUCUGCAAGAUACUGUUUUUAAAAAAGCGCAAUAUUAAAACUUUGUGUUAUAUGGUCAUUCUGAUGGAAGGGGAAAAACAGGAGGUAAGAUCCCCCCCCCACAAAGAUUUAAGAUGCUGCCCACUUCAAUGUAAAGGAUUUCAAAUAUUACUUAAGUUAUGUCAUUUAUGAGCAUGUCUGUAUGUAAUAGUAUAAUGGAAACAUCUUGGCUGUGUUUGCGGAGACGACUGGAAGUACCGAGAAGGGGGGGGCGUGUGGACGUGUGUUGGUCUUCCUCCUACUGUGCACCCAGCCAAAGACGUGAGUGACAUUCACACAGACCAGCACCACACGUGCUGGUACAUUGAUGGGCUCCCCGAACAUCGGCACCUGUCUGGGAAGGAGUGUCAUUGGGACCCACAAUCUCUACAGAGCAAUAAUAUUAAAAAAACACCAGACAGCAAUAUUCAUACGGAGAGCUGGUGAAGCUAGCGCUAUAAAUGAGAAGCUCUGAUCCUGAAACAGUGUUUCUGCAGGACUCCUAGAGUAAGAGCCUACUCAGCAUGGACUGGUCUUAUUUUGCAGCGUUGCCAAGAGACAACAUUGCUAUUUCCAUCCAUUCUGGUUAGGGUACAAUCAACACUGGCUAUUUUAACACUAUGUAUUUACACUACUCCCCUUCCCACAACCAAUUUCAUCUUACUGCCCUUGGUAACAAGAAGAAAAAUCUUCUAAUGUCGCCUGGUGUGAAGGGAAAUGUGUUCACAGUCCAGUGUAGUUUUGUCUCAACCUUUUUUUUUUUCCCCCCACAAGCCUCUGUGGUUUUCUGUGUCCUAAAACAAAAAAUCAAUGCUUACUUUAAUUCAAAGUAAGGAAUCUUUGGAGUCAAAGUACAGACUGUACAUCUCUGGUAAUCUGGAGUGAACAGAUUUGGGGAAGUGUGCCUAGCACAUAUGCUUGUAGAUAAUGAAGUUCAUGCUGUCUGCUUUGGACAGGAAGGAACUGAUUGAUGACACUUAUUGUGCUGGAGUAGGUAUUUUGUGACCAUCUCCGAUGGUGUCCUGGUUUCUGUGGUGGGGAUUGGAAAAUACUUGCUGUAACCGAAAUAGCAUUUACAAGUUACCUGUUGUGUGAUGUAGCCUAUGGAUUACAUAUGACAUACUUGUAAAUAAUGUAAACCGUACUCAUCUUUUCAGACAUUUGGACGGCUGCAGAGGGUGUAUGAGCCUUUGCAAAGGCUUCCCCAUGUUUAUUGAUUGUAAGGAUUGUAGACGUAAGGAUUGAUUACCACCACAAACAUGUCCCCCAUCGCUGGCCGUCAUGUAGUCUUUUUUGAUGUGGUCAUACUACAAACAUGACAGUCUCACAAAAAAAAGUCUGAAUCACUGGUAAAUAUCUAGAAAAAUUUUACUUUCUUUUUCUUCAGUGUACGCCGUGUUUUUGUCAUGUCAAACAAUAUUCAGUAGGAAUGAACUUUGUAUAAAUGUAUAGGUCUUUAUGAUUUACUGUGAAAUGAAACAUAAAAAAUAGCUUUUA